CGGCGACAUUCAGUAACGGCAUCGUCGUCGAUCGCCCAGCACAGCGUGCGCUUUCCACACCGCCGAAUUUUCCGAGCGCCUCGCACGCUCGCUCACUGUUUGGAAAACUAAUCGCGCUAAUAGUUCUCGACGAGCGCGUUCACCUGUCUAGAACGUCCGCACGCGUUGGCAUGGGAAGUUGCGCUCGUUCAACCAAGUUUCUUCCGACACGCCAAAAAAUACGAAAAUAAAAAUCACACACCUGCAACCUGCGCGCUGCGGCGAGGUGGUUGAACGCCAAAACCGCACAGCUUCUACUGAAACGUUAACAACAACAAAAACAAAUAUAGAACUAUUGAAAAGUUUCAACUUGCACGAACUCUAAUCACCACUAUCGUCUCACCACAGCAGAAAAGAAAAAGUGUUUGUGCACAUUGUAAAAAUCUAGAUUCAAUACGCAACGAAGAGUACAUCAAUUUCGACCAGUCUGCUUCCAGCAUACGUACCGGGGAAAAAAUCCACAUCCAUUCGAUAGAAAGAGAGGUAGGAUAAGUGAAGAUUGGAUCUGACACCAUAUUGCUGUGCAAAUAUAAAUCACAAAUUACUUCGUAAGCAGUCCGUGGUUAUUGCAAUACACAGAUUGAUUCUCCGCAAUACCACUUCAGUCAGCUCGAUUUGAUAGACUUGAAUGUACAGCGCCGCAUCUUGAGGGGCCAAUCAAUUGUGACUUACAAGUUUUACAUUUGAUUUGCAUUCGCACACUGGCCCACCAUCCAACCAGGCGACCCCUACUAUGCAAGUUUCUUUAGCCAGCGCAAGAUUUACGACACAAACCGAUCGCCACGCGAGGAGUGGCACGGGGAAAGCUAGCAACUAGAUCAAAUCUUCGCGCGCGCGAAAGCUCGCACUGUCGGCGAUUUCACACUAUAUCAACCAUUCGAAAAUUAAACGAAAUGGAUAUUCAUGAUAAUUUAACUGAAAAUGGCACCGGAAUGGCGAUGCUUUGUGCUCCUGAAAAUCCCACGUUGGUAUUCCAGGAAGUUCUUUAUGCCAUUGUAUGUCUCGUCGGACUUGUCGGAAACACACUCGUCAUCUAUGUCGUCGUGCGUUUCUCGAAAAUGCAAACGGUAACCAACAUGUACAUUGUAAAUUUGGCCAUCGCGGACGAAUGCUUUCUGAUAGGCAUCCCUUUUCUGAUGGUGACUAUAAUGAAGAAGUCAUGGAUCUUCGGUGAGAUACCCUGUAAAGCGUACCUCAUUCUGACAAGUAUAAACCAGUUUACGAGCAGUUUGUUCCUCUUCAUCAUGAGCGCUGACCGCUACAUUGCGGUUUGUCAUCCAAUCUCUUCGCCAAAGUUCCGAACGCCAUUUAUAUCACGCAUAGUUUCAAUGGCGGCAUGGCUCUGCAGUAUUGUGCUUAUGAUACCCAUUUUGAUUCACUCUAAUGAGUAUCAGUCGCCUUGUAUUGAUGGUGUUACAAUGGAGAAUAUCACUAAAGUGUCCUGUGGUAUCAACUGGGGCCACAGUUCACAGCUACUAUCUUCUCCGUUUGCUUACACUCUCUAUACAUUUGUUUUUAGUUUUGCUAUUCCUUUGAGUCUUAUUUUGGUGUUUUAUUGUUUGGUUAUUAAAAAAUUGAAAACUGUAGGCCCGCAGAAUAAGUCCAAGGAGAAGAAACGCUCACAUCGUAAAGUUACAAAUUUAGUACUUACAGUCGUCACUGUGUAUGUUUGUUGUUGGACGCCAUAUUGGAUCACACAGAUUGCGCUUAUUACCGACGAGCAUCAGGAUGAAGGGUCCAACUUUGUCGUGACGAUUCACCUGCUCGCCUCGUGUCUGAGUUAUUCUAACUCAGCGAUGAAUCCUAUUCUCUACGCCUUCUUAAGCGAUAACUUCAAGAAGAGUUUCCUGAAGGCGUGCACUUGUGCGGCGGGCAAGGAUAUCAACGCAACACUCCAUCUGGAGAAUAGUGUAUUCCCUAGGAAGAACAAGCAAGGUUCGACUAAAUUCCGCACAGCACGCGGAACCUCAAUCUGUCCCAACAACGAGGACGAAUGCGAUCUCGGGCCGUUAGUGAGCAAAGGAGAUCCUUCCACGUCCGCCAUCACAAUGACAUCUAGGUCGAUCAACUUGAAUUCCUCGGAUAACAAUCGAGAUUCGACUACGAAAGACACAGUCGUCAAAAAUGGACUGGCGAUCACAUUCAGCGCCAACUUAUAAACAUAUUUUGAAAUAGAUUAAAAACAAUGUUGGGAGAAGAACAUUUUCUGCACGGAUCAAUUGUUGUUCGAAUGCUGAUGAAACUGUGAUGAACUCUAUAAAUGAACAAAAGUCUCAUUUUGUUUGUGAUUUGUGAAUUUACAUUUUGAGAAAGAGCAAAUGGAACAAGUUGCCAUUUUUACGACGAAGAACAUGUUUAUUUUGUUUCAAAUCUUAUGCAUGAUACAUUAAUAUUAAUAUUAUUAUAAAAUGAUUAAAAUAACGUUGCAGGGUAAAACAAAAACAUUAACACAUAAUAAUAUAGCUAAGAAUAUAAAGUUGCAUGAAAUUUGCCCGAUUUAUCUGCAUAUCUCCUUAAUUACAAGUUAUAUAAGCAAACGUAUAUACCACAAAUACCAUAUUACAGUACUAACAUGAAUAACAAAAAACGAAGAAAUGUGUCUUUAGUGUAUAAACAUAAUCCAGUGUUUUCGAUGUAUAUGAAUGACGAUUGAAGAUGUUAAACCGAUGUGAAAACUGAGAUGGACUAAGAAGUAAUGACAGGGUCGCGGCACAAAUGUCGAAUGUGUUCCAUUUUUGAGCCCAAUGGAACCACUUCGACAAAAAGCAAAGUUUGCAAAUUAUGUAAUUGUGCAGAGCCAUAGCAAAUGAUGAUUAUUUGCUAUGGUUGUGUAUCAAAACUAAGAACUGAGGAGAUUGCACACGAGAACGAAUUUGUGACGAUAUGAAGGGUAUUGGGAGUGUGAUGUAAUUUAUUUUUGGAAACUAAAUGGUGGCUGUUUCAUGUGGUUUAAUGUGUUUAUGUACAUAUUUUUACUAUCGAUGGUAACUAUUAACGUAGUAUUUUUAGUAUUAAGCAUCUGUGAUAUUAACAUUAAUAAUAUCGUAAUUUUAGUAAUACAUUAAUAAAUGUUUGUAUUGAAGUAAACUGUAAGGUGGACAGAACAAUUUUGAAGUGAUUAUAUUACAUUGUAUAUGAUAUGAAAAUGUUAGGGAAUUUAUUUUGUAAUAUAACGAAUUUCAUCAGAGCUGCUUCUGGCCGAAAGCACCAUAAAUAAUACUCGUUAUGAAUUGUGACCAGUUAAUAUCUACUUUGAAAAAUUUAAAAUUCAUUGUAUUUAGAAUAAAUGUAUACAAUAUAUUUCAUGUACACCUA
Messenger RNA from Dalotia coriaria, 3354 nucleotides. RefSeq names its product somatostatin receptor type 2-like (gene AstC-R2). The record is from RefSeq and is a predicted model, not a curated record. Gene Ontology annotation, cellular component: neuron projection; plasma membrane. NCBI's taxonomy places the organism in Eukaryota, Metazoa, Arthropoda, Insecta, Coleoptera, Staphylinidae. Gene Ontology annotation, molecular function: peptide binding; somatostatin receptor activity. The coding region runs from base 933 to 2198 and encodes 421 amino acids. The transcript has 6 exons. Gene Ontology annotation, biological process: G protein-coupled receptor signaling pathway.